Tigriopus californicus is the source of this 2629-nucleotide messenger RNA. RefSeq lists its product as uncharacterized. The record is from RefSeq and is a predicted model, not a curated record. The transcript has 11 exons. Bases 108 to 2240 code for a protein of 710 amino acids. Lineage: Eukaryota; Metazoa; Arthropoda; Copepoda; Harpacticoida; Harpacticidae.
CCACGACACUUGAAUGGCAGUUCCUUUUUCUGAUCCAUUGCACCUUUGAGAAAGGUCCCAGUCUAAAACCAUCGGUUCAUCUCGAUUUGAGACCUGAAAUAUCCGCCAUGGAGCCCAAAAACAGUGAAGAUAUGUCAUUGCUGGAGCUUCAAGGUGUGACAAUUUGCUCGCGAUCUCGUUUUCACGCCAAAUAUCGAGCCAAACCUAGAACAAUCUCCACCAGCUACGAACUCCCGAGAUUCCCAAUCUCUACCUCUCCGACCGAGUUUUCAACAGGGUUUCUCUGGAAUCGACAUUCUCGACCCUUGUGGCCCAAAACCCCUCCAACUAUUCCCAGCAAUGAUCGACACAUUGAUCCAAAAGUCCUGGCCCUCACCUUCAAGGACAUUGUGGGUCCUGCUCCUAUCGUACAGAGGCCCUACGACACCUUAAACAAUCCUUAUCCUUACGGCUGUUCCAAAUUAUGCAAUCAUCCAAUCGACACAGAGCUCAGAAGAGCGUACACUGAAGUUUUGGAACGUGCCAAGGAGAAUUGGGCGAUGGAAACUCGAAGUUUGUUGCUCCCUGAUGAAGAAGACGCCAUUAGGGAGGGGUUCUACAAAAGCACCAAGAGUGAUGGUCCGGAUGUUAAUGACAAUUUCGAGUCCAGGAAGGACAACUUGCAACGAUCCUUGAGCUCGGACGAUUCUGCAGAGAGCGAUUUCGAAAGCGUUCAUUUCGAGGAGGAUGAGGACAAGAUCCCCGAGGAGUUGCUUUUGAAAUAUACCAAUCCGGAUCACGACCCACAACUCAAACCUGAAGAAAACGAUUGCAAAACAGAUCAGACCAGCUCCAAAGACACGAACUCUGUGGAUAAACAGGUCGACGAUAGGAAACACAUAAUCUUGGACUUGAGGCGAGAAAGCAAGACUUUGCUGAAUGAGCCCUCCAAGAGAUCUAGCACUCCACCUGAUGGCAAACCCGAAACCACCGAUAACCAACAAGGAACAUCGAAAGACAACAAGGGCAAGAAACCAUUGAGUAUGCAAUCUAACAGUCACUCUGGAGAUGAAAAGACUCCUAAGAUUAGCAGUGGUGAUGCCGCCAGCAUGAAUGACUCUCAGAAUGGCCUCAUAUCAGACGACGCCAACAAAUUGGUAAAGAAACUUGGCAAGAGGAGAGUGGUCAAACCCAAAGUUAAGGCUGAGUCAUUCAUUGAAUGUGAUUUUGUUCCCUUGGAACCCGAACAGACGCAGGUUCAAACCGAGGCUCGUCAAGGUCUCGAGGGCUUAGGAUUCAACCAUCUAGGACCAUUGCAUCCUUUGAGAGCAACAGCCUUGAGGGACAUCCGUCGGAAGUUUUCCAACGACCUCGAUAUUGAUAAUCCCAUUGAAAGGCAAGCAUUGUUGGCUUUGGAAGCCCAAAUGGAAAGUGACUCUGUCGAGUCCAAGUUUGACGCUUGGGGGAUACCUAAAAUCCUCAUAAUUUCUGGAAGGCCUCACGGGCCAGGGAACCUCGAGGAAUCUGAGGACGCCUUGACCAAGAAAUUGGCUCUCAAAUUAGGCAGGGACGUUUCCAAGGCCCGAGAGGAAAUAGGGAAUCUAGCACUGGAGCUUGGACUAGACAAGGAAGAUAAACAUGACGAGGACGAAAAUCGAUACUUCUGGCUGAGCUUGCCUCGAGUGUUUUCGUUUCGUUCAUCACGUUUCGAAUUACCCGUGAGCAUCAGCCAAUUGGCGGAUAUGAGUCCUGUGGAAUAUUUAUCUCGCCACGUGGCUAUCACUCCAGCUCGAAGGCACCUUUACAAUCAAGUCUUUGUUCGCCAUAGGAGCUUAAAGGACGGACUUUUGACAGACGAGACAACGAUAAAGGCCUUGGACGAGGUUAUGGGCGGGAAGCUCACUCCUACUCAACAGGGUCGGAUUUGGGAGAGCUUAGGGAUUGUCUUGAAACCCCACAUCGUGACUGCCUUUGAGUACAAAGAAUUCGCGGGGAUAGCUGCGUUUGUGGAACGAAUGCUCGGACCCGAAUUCAGUUCCAUGUCGGAUUCAUCUAAAUCUGAAAUAGAAAUCGCUGACUUCGAUCGAUUGCUCUCGAAACUGGAACCGUUACGGAUGAGAUCCGCAUCUUUGAAGGCUUUACUCAUCACGAUUCGCAAUUCGGGAAUGCCAACCAGCCCUCCUUUGGAUGUGAAGUUUCUGCGAUCUCGGGCUGGUACCAAUAAAAACCCGGAAAUGGUCCAUCCGACAAGAACCUUAUAGAGCCAAUUGAAAGAUCAUUAAAAAAGUUCAAAGAUGGGUGUUUUUGGAUGUUCUUUCCAAGCGCUGUGUUGAAGAGGCACUAGUAUGUCAAUCAUAUGCUAAGUUUUGGGUGCUAAUCAAGAUAUCAGUAUAUACUUUUGUUGCUCAUGCGCUUAAAAUCUUACCUUUAGCCAAUCAGAGUUGAGAACUUCAAGCAAUGCAGCAAUAAGUUAAUAUAUUCAAUGGGCAAAGUUUUGGAGCAAGGAAGCGCCACUUUUUUGUAAUCAGCAAACCUUUCCCACCAAAUGAUGCCUAAACUAAUGAUGCUGAUUUUUUCUAAUGCCCAUUAUUGGCAUACAUAUUGUUCAAAGAGUGUGGCUAGUAUUAUUUUUGUAACCAUUUUAGGUGCU